AGAACAGUUGAAAGCGCUUGUAUGUCGGCGUGUCUGCGGCGGAAGUGCUUUGAUCAUUAUCCGGGUUGAUUUCUGGUCACACAGGAUCCAAGAUGGCGACUCACAUGUCGAGGUGUAGAACCUGGAGUCGUGUUCAAAGGUUUGGGAUUGCAGCUUACAGAAAGUACAGCAGUGGCGGCAGAUACCCAAAUAUCUCCCUCUCUGCACCGCUGCCUGGGAUCCCCAAGCCAGUGUUUGCGUCUGUGGAUGGUCAGGAAAAAUAUGAGACCAAGAUCACUACCCUAGAAAAUGGCCUCAAAGUCGCGUCCCAAAACAAGUUUGGUCAAUUCUGCACAGUUGGAAUUUUAGUAAAUUCUGGAUCCAGACAUGAAGCAAAGUACCCAAGUGGAAUAGCACACUUCGUAGAGAAACUAGCUUUUUCUUCCACAGCUCAGUAUGGAAGUAAAGAUGAAAUUCUCCUCACAUUGGAAAAACACGGAGGGAUAUGUGACUGCCAAACAUCAAGAGAUACCACCAUGUAUGCAGUGUCUGCUGAAGUGAAGGGUCUAGACACAGUGGUCAAUCUCCUCUCUGAUGCUGUUCUACAGCCUCGCCUGCUGGAUGAUGAGAUCGAGAUGACCAGAAUGGCGGUGCGCUUUGAGCUAGAAGAUCUCAACAUGAGGCCAGACCCUGAACCCUUACUCACUGAGAUGAUUCAUGCUGCCGCAUAUCGAGGCAACACGGUCGGACUUCCUCGCUUUUGUCCUGUAGACAAUGUGGACAAAAUUGACAAGAAGGUGCUUCACAGCUACUUGCGUAACUACUUCUGUCCUGAGCGGAUGGUGUUGGCUGGAGUGGGCAUCGAGCAUGAGCAGCUGGUCGAAUGUGCCAGGAAAUACCUGCUGGAUGUGAAACCAGUGUGGGGAACGAGUGCUGUGGCCGAUGUGGACCUCUCUGUAGCACAGUACACUGGUGGCAUCGUCAAGAUGGAGAAGGACAUGUCAGAUGUGAGCCUUGGCCCCACCCCAAUCCCAGAACUCACCCACAUCAUGAUCGGCCUGGAGAGCUGCUCCUUCCUGGAGGACGACUUCAUCCCAUUCGCGGUGCUCAACAUGAUGAUGGGUGGAGGUGGUUCCUUUUCUGCAGGAGGACCUGGGAAAGGCAUGUUCACCCGUCUGUACCUGAAUGUGCUCAACAGGCAUCAUUGGAUGUACAAUGCCACCUCCUAUCAUCAUAGCUAUGAGGACAGCGGUCUGCUAUGUAUCCAUGCCAGUGCAGACCCCAGACAGGUGCGGGAAAUGGUGGAGAUAAUAACCAGAGAGUUCAUUCAGAUGGCUGGCAGCGCAGGAGAGAUGGAACUGGAAAGGGCCAAGACUCAGCUUAAGUCCAUGUUGAUGAUGAACCUUGAGUCGCGGCCAGUUAUUUUUGAAGAUGUUGGUCGCCAGGUUCUCUCCACAGGAAAGAGAAAACUGCCACAUGAACUGUGCGAUUUGAUAAGCAACGUGACAGCCGGCGACAUUAAGAGAGUAACCACAAAGAUGCUGCGCAGUAAGCCCGCAGUUGCAGCUCUGGGAGACCUGACGGAGCUGCCCUCAUACGAACACAUCCAGGCUGCCCUGUCCAGCAAGGACGGGCGUCUGCCCCGCAUGUAUCGCCUCUUUCGAUAGACCCCUUCACUGGCAAACAUCACUGUAAAUAAACUGAACUUAUACUAGUGUUCCCUCCCAUCACAGAACUCGACAGUUCACUCUGGGAGGGGACUAAUACUCUCCACUGAACCUCUAAAAGAGGGAUUUUAAAGAAAAGUUACAUUUGACUCGACAGUAACCUUAGUCUACAUACAGUUGGAGUAUCUGUAUUUAUUGUUUGUGGGCAGGAAGCCAUAUUUCAUUAUUUACUGGGAUGGUUUGCAGUUGUUUGGUUUUAACGGGAACCGAACAAUUCCCCCCAAAACCAAAAUAACAGUGUUUAAUGUCUCAUUUAAAAACCCAAAUACCAAACUGUUACUUUUAAGUUUAUGGAUGAAGGACAUUAAACUGUGGAGGAAAUCUGAAUAUAAGCAAGAGAAGCUAAUGCUAAUGCACAGCUAACCCCAGCAGUGUCUGCAUAGUUUUAUUAUUUUGUUGAGCUAUUACUUUUCUGUCAGCUGUCUAAAAUCCACAGAGCUCUACCUCGAGCCAUCUCUUUUUCCAGAGUGGAUGGAUGAAGAAACACAGCUGAAAAUCUUACUAUUUAUACAACAGCACUUCGUAGUCUCCCUUUACAGGCACAGGAGAAACUAUACACAUUGAUGGUAAACUGAAUAACAAAGGAAUACUUGGAUUUUUUUGGGAUAAAUAUGACAAAGCUCACAACUGUAUACAAGCAGUCAUGAUUUCAGUCUUCAAGACAUGGUUUCUGUCAUUGUGUCUCAGAUGUACUGUAAAGAGAUAUCUAAAGUGGUUGUUGUUUUCUGUAUUUUUGUGGUUAUAUUGAGGCCAUUUGAAAUAAAUAAGAAUAAUAUGACAAA
Molecule: messenger RNA, 2488 nt
Organism: Micropterus dolomieu (smallmouth bass)
Lineage: Eukaryota; Metazoa; Chordata; Actinopteri; Centrarchiformes; Centrarchidae
Gene: pmpca
Product: peptidase, mitochondrial processing subunit alpha
Exons: 14
Coding region: 93-1646 (517 amino acids)
Cellular component (GO): mitochondrion
Molecular function (GO): metalloendopeptidase activity; metal ion binding
Source: RefSeq, a predicted model, not a curated record